Molecule: messenger RNA, 1032 nt
Organism: Colletotrichum navitas
Lineage: Eukaryota; Fungi; Ascomycota; Sordariomycetes; Glomerellales; Glomerellaceae
Product: sideroflexin-5
Exons: 4
Coding region: 1-1032 (343 amino acids)
Biological process (GO): mitochondrial transmembrane transport; monoatomic ion transport
Cellular component (GO): mitochondrial inner membrane
Molecular function (GO): monoatomic ion transmembrane transporter activity
Source: RefSeq, a predicted model, not a curated record
AUGUCGGCUUCCCUCCCCGGCAGCCGCGAGCUGCCCGCCUCGCAGCAUGAUCUCAGCACGUACUGGGGUCGCGUACGACACAACAUGGGCCUCACGGAUCCGAGCACCCUCCUCGUCGGCAGCACCGGUCUCGAGCAAGCAAAGGCCCUCCUCACCGACUAUAAGGAGGGAAGGAUCCCCUCCAUGACCCCCGAGCUCUGGAAGGCCAAGAAGGUCGUCGACUCGACCCUCCACCCAGAUACCGGCGAACCCGUCCUUCUCCCUUUCCGCAUGUCCGCGUUCGUGCUGAGCAACCUGAUCGUCACGGCCGGCAUGCUCCAGCCAGGCCUUGGAACGGCGGGUACGAUCGCUUGGCAAGUCGUUAACCAGUCCCUCAACGUUGCCAUCAACUCGGCAAACGCAAACAAGUCUUCCCCGCUCACCUGGCGCAAGCUGGGCGAGUCUUACGCCAUGGCAGUCUCCGUCUCAUGCGGUGUCGCCGUCGGCCUGAACAAACUUGUUCCGCGCCUGCGUAACCUCACCCCGGCCACCCGUACGACCCUCACCCGCCUCGUACCCUUCGCCGCUGUCGCCUCGGCCGGUUUCCUCAACGUCCUCCUCAUGCGUGGCGAAGAGAUGCGGACCGGAAUUGACGUCUUCCCGGUCAUCUCUGACGCCGAGCGCGCCGGCGCCCGCAAGGAGAACUCGGAGGGUGAGGCCGCUGGGCAGCCCCAGUCCCUCGGCCGUAGCAAGAAGGCUGCGCAGAUCGCCGUUGGCGAGACCGCCGCCAGCCGUGUCUUCAACUCGACGCCCAUCAUGGUCAUCCCGCCCCUGGUACUGGUCCGUCUACAACAGCAGCAAUGGCUGAAGCAGCGCCCACGACUCGUGGUACCCAUCAAUCUCGGUCUCAUUCUGGUGACGAGCUACGCGGUCCUUCCGCUGGCCUUGGCCGUCUUCCCCCAACGGCAGAGCAUCAGCGCCGACAAGUUGGAGCCCGAGUUCCACGGCCGCGGCGGGGAAGGUGGUCUCGUCGUGUUCAACAGGGGUAUAUAG